Messenger RNA from Rhododendron vialii, 2021 nucleotides. Its product is annotated as proline--tRNA ligase, chloroplastic/mitochondrial. Gene Ontology annotation, biological process: prolyl-tRNA aminoacylation. Gene Ontology annotation, cellular component: cytoplasm; chloroplast stroma; aminoacyl-tRNA synthetase multienzyme complex. The transcript has 11 exons. NCBI's taxonomy places the organism in Eukaryota, Viridiplantae, Streptophyta, Magnoliopsida, Ericales, Ericaceae. Gene Ontology annotation, molecular function: proline-tRNA ligase activity; ATP binding. The record is from RefSeq and is a predicted model, not a curated record. The coding region runs from base 108 to 1775 and encodes 555 amino acids.
AAAGGUCGAGGUUGGGCUGGUUCUGGGUCAAAUAUACUGGAAAACAGCCGAGCUCAGGCACGAUUUCAACCCUCACUGUCUAUCUAAUCCUCGUCUCUCUCUCUCUCAUGGGGGCUCUGAGACUGCACUCUCUCACAUCAAUCUUCGCCGCCUCCUCUUCCUCCGCCGCCAUCUCACACCGCUCAGUGCGCUCACCGUCAAUUUUCCGGCGCCACCACCGUCUCCGCCUCCCUCCGCGGCGGCUGACCACCGCCAGCUUCUCUGCCCAGAGCACCGCCGAGAAAGAUGCUCCUAAACAGACCGAAGACCCAAAGUCCCGAGUUCAAGACCGAGUCAUCACGCCGAGGUCACAGGACUUCAAUGCUUGGUACCUCGACGUCAUUGCCAACGCUGAGCUGGCCGAUUACGGUCCUGUAAGGGGUACUAUGGUCAUUCGACCCUACGGUUAUGCCAUUUGGGAGGCAAUUCAGGAUUAUUUGAAUGUUAAGUUCAAGGAGACUGGUCACAGUAACAUGUAUUUCCCACAGUUUAUACCAUAUUCAUUCAUAGAGAAAGAAGCUAGCCAUGUUGAGGGUUUCAGUCCAGAAUUGGCUCUUGUGACCAUUGGAGGAGGAAAGGAACUUGAAGAAAAACUUGUGGUUCGACCCACCAGUGAAACCAUUGUGAAUCACAUGUUUACUCAGUGGAUUCAUAGUUACCGUGACCUUCCUCUUAUGGUCAACCAGUGGGCAAAUGUCACAAGAUGGGAGAUGCGCACCAAACCCUUUGUGAGAACUCUUGAAUUCCUUUGGCAGGAGGGCCACACUGCCCAUGCCACUCCAGAAGAGGCAGAGAAGGAGGCAUUACAGAUGAUUGAUGUCUAUACAAAAUUUGCUUAUGAGGAAACUGCAAUACCUGUUAUUGCAGGUCGAAAAUCAAAAUCGGAGACUUUUGCUGGUGCUUCUAAGACCUACACGAUCGAGGCUAUGAUGGGUGAUAGGAAGGCUCUUCAGGCGGGGACCAGCCACAACCUUGGACAGAAUUUUUCUCGUGCUUUUGCAACGCAGUUCACGGAUGAAAAUGGGCAAAGGCAACAUGUAUGGCAGACAUCAUGGGCUGUCAGUACCCGUUUUGUUGGUGGUAUUAUCAUGACUCAUGGAGAUGAUGCUGGUUUAAUGCUUCCUCCAAAGAUUGCCCCAAUACAGGUGGUAAUUGUCCCAAUUUGGAAGAAGGAUGAUGAGAAAACAGGAGUUCUUAAUGUUGCAUCAUCUGUCAGAGAAGUUUUGAAGACUGCAGGGAUCAAAGUGAAAAUUGACGAUACAGACCAGAGAACUCCUGGAUGGAAAUUCAAUUUCUGGGAGAUGAAGGGAGUUCCUUUGAGGAUUGAAAUUGGUCCCCGUGAUGUUUCAAGUGGGAGUGUGGUCAUAUCUAGGAGAGAUGUUCCUGGAAAACAAGGAAAAGUUUUUGGGAUAUCCAUGGAAGCUUCAAGUUUGGUCGCUUAUGUAAAAGAGAAGUUGGAUGAAAUCCAGGCAUCACUUCUGGGGAGAGCGACUUCAUUUCGCAAUAGCAACAUUGUCGAUGUAAAUUCGUAUAAUGAGUUGAAAGCGGCAAUUGGUGAGGGGAAAUGGGCGAGGGGUCCCUGGUCAGCUAGCGACAAAGAUGAGUUAAGGGUGAAGGAGGAAACAGGGGCAACCAUCCGGUGCUUUCCUUUUGAACAGCCUGAAGGCAGAAACAAGACAUGUUUGAUGACUGGCAAUCCAGCAGAGGAAGUUGCGAUUUUCGCCAAAUCGUAUUAAAGUUCUGGGCAGGCAUGCACUUAUAUUCAUUUUCUGGUAUCUAUUUGUCAAACCGUAUUGUUGGGGAUUCCUUGCUCGUAAUUUAUAGAACUUAGGUAGUACUGAGCUGUGUAUUUUUAAGAAUUAUUUUGUAGUGUUUAGUUGAUAGCACAUUACAAGUCAUGAUUUUUGUAGGAAAUGUAUUUAUCAAAAAAAAUUUUCCUGGGGAAAUGGAAUAAGUUUGGAAUGAUGAUUGAAGACCUGGAA